CUGCUAAUUGAGCGUGGUGCAACAGUUGACGCAAGAACUAAGAUACUACGUACUGCACUUCACAGGGCUGCAGAUAGUGGACACAAAGAAGUAGUAAACCUGCUAAUCGAGCGUGGUGCGACUGUUGACGCAAGAGACGUGAAUUCGGAUACCCCACUUCACUUGGCUGCAAAUAGUGGACACAAAGAAAUAUUAAACCUGCUGAUUAACCGUGGUGCGACUGUAGAAGCUACUAAUAUGAACGGCGAAACUCCCUUAUUACUAGCUGUG
Molecule: messenger RNA, 270 nt
Organism: Umbelopsis ramanniana AG
Lineage: Eukaryota; Fungi; Mucoromycota; Umbelopsidomycetes; Umbelopsidales; Umbelopsidaceae
Exons: 1
Molecular function (GO): protein binding
Source: RefSeq, a predicted model, not a curated record